This is a messenger RNA of Agelaius phoeniceus (red-winged blackbird), 4188 nucleotides long. NCBI's taxonomy places the organism in Eukaryota, Metazoa, Chordata, Aves, Passeriformes, Icteridae. The record is from RefSeq and is a predicted model, not a curated record.
CGGAUCCCGGGGCGGUGCCGGUUCCAGGGGCGGUCCCGGGGCGGAUCCGGUGCCGCCAUGGCCGCGGUGCCGGUGCGGGGCCGGCGUGGGGCGCUGGGGCCGGGGGCAGCCGGGGAGCCGGAAUGUAAGCGGCUCUGCAGGCUGCUGGACACCAUUCCAGGGGAGGCUGCUGCCCAGCUCGUGGACUGUGCCAUGGACCUGGAGCCCAGGCAGAAACUGCUCCCUGACUCUGCUCCCUGGGCUGCAAAGGCAAAGCAGAACUCCAUGAUUUUGGAAAACCAUGGGAGCAAAGGCAUUUCCCAGCCCUGCCCAAGAUGUGUUGCUGGAGAAUCUGGCCACUUCAGUCACAUCCUGGGCUUCUAGAAAAGGAGAGGAGCAGAGGAGCAGCUCUGAUUUCCUGCUGGGACCCCCAGGAUGCAGCUGCUCCUGGGCCCUGCCCGCCUCAGCACCCCACCCUGGGCACCAUUCCCUGCCACUGCCACUGCCCAAAAUGCUGCUGCUCCUCAGAGAGCUCAGAAUUUGUCCAAAAAGGACAAGGAAAGGAUGAUUUCAUGUUUAGGUAAUUCAGAAUUUGUUCAUAAAGGACAAGGAAAGGCUGAUUUCAUGUUUAGGUAAUUCAGAAUUUGUCUAAGAAAGACAAGAAAUGGCUGAUUUCAUAUUUAGCUCAGAAUUUGUCUAAAAAAGACAAGAAAUGGCUGAUUUCAUAUUUAGCUGAGAAUUUGUUCAUAAAGGACAAGGAUAGGCUGAUUUCAUGUUUAGGUAAUUCAGAAUUUGUCUAAAAAAGACAAGAAAUGGCUGAUUUCAUAUUUAGCUCAGAAUUUGUCUAAAAAAGACAAGGAAAGGCAGAUUUCAUAUUUAGCUCGGAAUUUGUUCAUAAAGGACAAGGAAAGGCUGAUUUCAUGAUUAGGUAGCUCAGAAUUUGUUCUAAAAGAUCCAAGAAGAUGCAGAUUUCUUGUUUAGCUCAGAAUUAAUUUUAAAAGGACAAAAAAAGGCUGGUUUCAUGUUUAGGUAGCUCAGAAUUUGUUUUAAAAGGACAAAAAAUGGCUGAUUUCAUAUUUAGCUCAGAAUUUGUUUUAAAAGGACAAAAAAUGGCUGAUUUCAUAUUUAGCUCAGAAUUUGUCUAAAAAAGACAAGGAAAGGCAGAUUUUAUAUUUAGCUCAGAAUUUGUUCAUAAAGGACAAGCAAAGGCAGAUUUCAUGUUUAGGUAGUUUAGAAUUUGUCUACAAAGGACAAGGAAAGGCAGAUUUCAUGUUUAGCUCAGAAUUUGUUCAUAAAGGACAAGAAAAGGCUGAUUUCAGGUUUAAGUAGUUUAGAAUUUGUCUAAAAAGGACAAGGAAAGGCAGAUUUCAUGUUUAGGUAGCUCAGAAUUUGUUGUACAAGAACCAAGAAAAUGCAGAUUUCUUGUUUAGCUCAGAAUUUGUUUUAAAAGGACAAGCAAAGGCAGAUUUCAUGUUUAGGUAGUGCAGAAUUUGUUUUAAAAGGACAAGGAAAGGCUAAUUUAAUGUUUUAGAUGGAUUAAGUUGAGCUGGCCUUGGGCCCAGGCUUCACCUGGGACUGGGCCAGAGCUUGUGUUGAUUCCAAAGGUUUUCCCAACAGCCCUGACCCCCUUGGAAAAUGCUCCUUUGGAAAAUCCUCCUUGUGCAGGGCCACAGGCAGCAAUGGGAGGACACAGAUUUUCAUUUUUAAGUGGCUUUGCAGCUGUGAAGUCCAGGAAAAAUCCAAUUGAAGCUUACAUUUAAAUCCCAAAAAAAUCUGUUUAAAAAGGCUUGACCUCAUCACCCAGCAAGCUUUUAUUGGCACAGAUCUAAGGACAGGUUAAUUAACCUCUGAAAGGUUAAUUUGGGGGUUAUCAGGCUGCAAAAUCCUCAGGCAAAGGUUUUUUGCAGGCCUUGAAUCCUUCCCAUGUUGUGUGUGGAGUUGGAGUCAGCACUGAGUUGAGAUAGUCUCAUUAAAUAAAUGAAUAUCACAUAAAUACUGAGUUUAAUUAAGUAAUACAUGAGGAAAUAAAUCUAAAAGCAGACCUGCACUUAAUUGGCACUCAGAUUUUGGUUUAAAAAAUAAGUUUCCUCCAAGCCAAUAAAAGUUUUAGUUAAAUCAAGAAUAAAUACUUUCAAGUUGGUAUUUCCAUACUUGAUAGCAAGAUCUGGGGUGUCAGAAUUUGUGGGGAAUUCAUUUUUGCAUCCCCCACCCUUGUCUUUUAAAAAUCCUGGUAAUCAAAGCAGUAUUUAAAAACAAGGUGGAUGGACAGCAGUUUCUGUGCAGCAAAAGCUGAAAUAUCUGAGUAAAUGUAAAGGGCUAAAAGGGUUUAGUUCCUGCAAAAUCACUCAAAACCUCAGGUGUGACAAGUAAUGAUUAGGACUGGUCGAAAUUUGGUCAAAUAUGGUCAAAAUUUCAGGUGUUCAAAGAGGGGAAUACCAAAACUGGACUCAGAGUCUGUGAUGGAAGAGUUUUCUGCCAGAAUUCCUCAGGCAAAAUACAGGAUCAAGUUUAAAACAGGGAAAACAUGGAUUAUGAAAGUAAAAAGUGUUUUUUCCUUAAAUAACUCCCGUUUUAUCGUGUUCAGGAGUUCAAAGAUAUCUGUGUCAACAUUUCCUCUGUUUGCUUUCAACUUGGAUCUGGGGUAAAGCCAAGAACCAGCUGGUUCCUUUCUGGUUUUCCUUCUGCUCCUGGUGGGGUUUGUGGCAAGAAUUUGAAAUCCUUUUAAAUUCUCCUGCUUUUCCAGCAUUUGUUGGAAGCGCCAUGGUGAAUCCUAGGGCUGGCUGUGGCAGAAUUUUAAUGGGAUUUUUGGGAACUUUUAUUUUUUAACCAAACUACGGAUGCUUAUUUAGCGCAGGUCUGGUUUAAAUGUAUUUCCUCACGUGUUACUUGAGUAACUCAGUGUUUGUGUGCUGCUCAUCCAUUUCAUGAGCAUUUCCCACUGUCACUGGGCAGGGAGCAGGGGUUUCUGUGCAUUUCAUUCAGGGCACUGCUGAGGAGAGCAGGAGCCCCUGAUGCUGCUUUGGGCUCGGGGUGAGCAGGGAUGUCCUUCCCCUGUCCCAAAUGCCCAGUGCAGCCUGGGCUGGCAGGGACAUGGGGGAUUCCAGGUGUUCCCCUGAGGGCCCUGAUCUCAAACAGGGCUCUCUGUGCUGGGCUUCCUGCAGGAGCACAGAGGGGAAAGCAGAGCGAGUCAGCUCGGAUGUUUCAAUCAAUAAAUAAAAUACAUUCUCCUGCUAGGAGUGAGCCCCAAACAGGACAGCAGGCAGUGGAAAGGAGUCUGCCCUCAUUUCCAGCUAUCCCAAUCCCCAUUUCCCUGCAGGAUUCCAGCCUGGAAAAGGCCUCAAAGCCCAUCCAGCUCCACCUGGGACCCCUCCCACUGUCCCAGGUGCUCCCAGCCCCAGUGUCCAGCCUGGCCUUGGGCACUGCCAGGGAUGCAGGGGCAGCCCCAGCUGCUCUGGGCACCUGUGCCCACCCUGGGGCUGCAGAAAUUCACAUUUCAGCUCUGUCCUGGGGGAACUUCCCCACCUGGAACCCCUGGAGCUGCUCCCUGGGGCUCACAUCCAGGUGUUCCAGGGCAGGGCAGCUGCUGCCCUGACCCCUCCCAAACUCUCCUCUGAAUUAAAUCACCUCUAACUCCUCUCAGACUCCCCGUUAUCCCUGUUUUUCUCCCCACAUUGGAAGGCAGAAGCUCCUGGAUCAAUUCCAAAGUGAACUUUUCCUCUCAGAUGUGAUUCCCUGUUUUCCAACAGGGCGAGGAGUGCUUUUUUAAAAUCAGCCAGCAAAUUGGAAUUUAAUUGUCUGCUCCACUGAAGGUUUUUAAUAGUGAUAUUUUUUUAAAUAGAUGUGUUUGUAAUUUAUUUUGGGAUUUUCCAGGAUCAUUAAGCUGGCACAGGCUGGGGCAGUGAAUAUUCCUUUAAAGCAGAUUUGUGUCAAAUCUGCAGUGGAACCACAGAGUUAUUUUUGUAUGCCUUGUAGAACUCUGAAAUUUUGUUUUCUUGAUGAAAAAAAAAUAUAUAUAAAUUUUCUAUUUCCUGCUGCUGUGGUUUGUACAAAGAAUAACCAGUGAUGCUUUAUUUACCUGUAUAUAGAGAGAAAGGCCCCUGGCCUGUUUUUAAUUCAGGUUUAAAUGAUCUAAUUCUUAUUUUUAACUUUGUAUUUUGUAAAUUGUUCCUUACAAAAGCAGAAGCAUUAAACACCACUUUGGCUGCAGCA